Molecule: messenger RNA, 885 nt
Organism: Boeremia exigua
Lineage: Eukaryota; Fungi; Ascomycota; Dothideomycetes; Pleosporales; Didymellaceae
Exons: 1
Coding region: 1-885 (294 amino acids)
Source: RefSeq, a predicted model, not a curated record
AUGGCUAAUUCGACGUGGCAUUUAUUACCAUCUGAUCUGUUGGAGCUUCAGAUUGGGCAAAUCGAUCUACUGAUGGCCAUGUAUCCAGAGGAUAUCACGCUUGACAAUCAUGGAGCACAAGCACUCGAUACUCUACGCAUCGCCGUUGAUGAUGGCGGGUCUGUUGACUAUAGUGUCGCGCCUGUGGUAUCAAUGACACUGCAGCUGUCUAUCAAGGAGGGUGUCGGUGCGACAGGGGUAUCGAUACAGCUUGACCUGACUGUACCGUUUACCUUUGAAACCCCCCAGAGUCCUGACGAACCACCGGAAAUCAAGGUCCGGAUCCAGCAGCCAUCUUGGCUGAGCAGAGCUGCCACAAAUCAGCUCCAGGAUGCGGUGCCUGAAGAGAGUGACUUGCUCAGCACCAUCGAACACAUCAGAGACGCAGCCGUAAAAGCACACGAGGACACCCUCCAAACACAAACGACCGCAACUGCAUCUGACUUCGAUAGUGGACCCCUCGUACGAGUCUGGUUUUACUUUCCCUCUAUCAGCACGCGCUCCAAGCGUGACGACUUCAUCAAGUUUGCUCCUGCAUACAACCUCACCGGUUUCUUAUUCGCUGGCAAACCAGGCUUGUUGUGCGUGGAAGGCGGCUCCCAAAGCAUCGACGAGUAUAUGCGCUUCAUCAAGACUGAGAGUUGGGGUGACAUCCCAGCGCACCACAAAAAGGUCAGCGAGCGCUAUCGCGAGACCGCCGAGAGAGUCUUCAGCAACAUGUCCGAAAUUACGGACACAGUGGGCGAGAGAAGAGGUCAGAGACAAAAUCGAGGCGACAUGAAGGCCGUUGAGGAAUGGCUGGAUGAGAGGGGCUUGAAGGAGGCGCUGACCAAGGUGCUGAUGUGA